GGAUUUAUAUAUGUGGUGAAAAGAGAUUCAUUCCUAUAUCUCUCGACUCAACUGUGUGGCGAAAAAGGCACCGACAGACAUGGCCGAUGUUGUUAUUCCCGAGACUCUGCUCAACGCAAGCGGCAAAGUAAUCCCGCUCCUUGGGUUCGGAACAGCCGAGUUCCCGUUUGGCUCCUCAGACAACGUGAAGGAACACCUUCUCCACGCGAUCCGAUUGGGCUACCGCCACUUCGACUCGGCCUCGGUCUACCUGUCCGAGCAGCCUCUCGGGGAAGCCGUGGCCGAUGCCCUCGAGCUCGGUCUCAUAAGCUCGCGCGAGGAUCUGUUCAUCACCACGAAGCUCUGGUGCAGCGACGCGCACGGCGACCGCGUCGUCCCUGCGCUCCUGAGAUCCCUCAAGAAUCUCAGGCUGGAGCACGUGGACCUGUAUCUGGUGCAUUUCCCGGUGAGCUCGAAGCCAGGGGAGUGUGAGAUUCUGGCGAAAGAGGAUCUGCUUCCGUUUGAUUAUGAGGGUGUGUGGAAGGCCAUGGAAGAGUGCCGGAAGCUGGGGUUGGCGAAAAGCAUAGGAGUGAGCAAUUUCUCAUGCAAAAAGCUCGAGAAGUUGCUCAGCAUCGCCGAGAUUCCUCCUGCUGUCAACCAAGUGGAGAUGAACCCUUUGUGGCAGCAACAGAAGCUAAGGCAAUUCUGCAAGGAAAAGGGAAUUCACAUCACUGCCUACUCUCCACUAGGCGCCAAAGGAACCCUUUGGGGGACCAAUAGAGUGAUGGAAUGCGAGGUGCUGCAAGAGAUUGCCAAAGCCAAAGGGAAGACGCUUGCCCAGGUUUGUUUAAGGUGGGCAUAUGAACAAGGAGUCAGCGUGCCGGUGAAAAGCUUCAACAUAGAGAGGAUGAAAGAGAACCUUGACAUAUUCGACUGGAGCUUGGGCCUUGAAGAACUGAACAAAAUUAGUCAAAUUCCACAAAAGAAAGGAUUCGUCGGACUUGAAGUAGUAUCCCCAGGUGGUCCUUACAAGUCUGCCGAAGAGCUCUGGGACAAGGAGAUUUAAUCAAGAAUGAUUAAUUGCUUCUCUUAGUUCAUUCAACUUGACAUUUAUUGAAUGGAUUAUCCUAAGAUAGUUGAACCUUAAUCCUAAAGGAAUGCUAGUUCCCAUCUAUUUUGCCGGGUUCAUCCGUCACUGUGCAGUAAGAGAUCAUUCCCUGCCAGGUUAACUUCGA
Messenger RNA from Rhodamnia argentea, 1214 nucleotides. Its product is annotated as non-functional NADPH-dependent codeinone reductase 2-like. Gene Ontology annotation, molecular function: aldose reductase (NADPH) activity. Bases 80 to 1045 code for a protein of 321 amino acids. The transcript has 4 exons. Gene Ontology annotation, cellular component: cytosol. The record is from RefSeq and is a predicted model, not a curated record. NCBI's taxonomy places the organism in Eukaryota, Viridiplantae, Streptophyta, Magnoliopsida, Myrtales, Myrtaceae.